Molecule: messenger RNA, 2221 nt
Organism: Xyrauchen texanus (razorback sucker)
Lineage: Eukaryota; Metazoa; Chordata; Actinopteri; Cypriniformes; Catostomidae
Product: aristaless-related homeobox protein-like
Exons: 5
Coding region: 1-1341 (446 amino acids)
Biological process (GO): regulation of transcription by RNA polymerase II
Molecular function (GO): RNA polymerase II transcription regulatory region sequence-specific DNA binding; DNA-binding transcription factor activity, RNA polymerase II-specific
Source: RefSeq, a predicted model, not a curated record
AUGAGUAGUCAGUACGACGACGAAAUCCGCGACCGCAGCGAGUGUAAAAGCAAGUCGCCCACCGUGCUUUCCUCGUACUGCAUAGACAGUAUACUGGGCAGAAGAAGCCCGUGCAAAGUCAGACAGCUGGGAGCGCAAAGUUUGCUUGCACCCGUCAGAGCGGACAACGAUCAGUCAACUGAAGUCACCUCUAAAGAAAACUCCUUUGACUCGGAUAUGCACCUGCCGCCCAAACUACGCCGGCUCUACGGCCCAGGGGGGAAGUACCUGGACUCCGGGAGGAUGUUUCAUGAGCACCUAGAGAAGAGGGAGAGGGAGAGAUUGCUGGACCAUGCCCGUGAGAGCCUCAAAAUCAGCCAGGCGCCACAAGUCAGCAUUAGCCGUAGCAAGUCAUAUAGGGAGAAUGCGCACUUCAGCCAAAAUGACGAAGGCCAAAGCCACGAACAUACAGCACAGGAGCUGGUGGAACUCAGUACUCUGAAGUUUGAAGAGGACGUUGUCAAAGAAGAGGCGUGCGGAAAUACCAGCUUGUCUCCCAAGGAUGAAGAGAGUCUGCACAACGAUGGGGAUGUAAAAGAUGGAGAGGACAGUGUGUGUCUGUCGGCCGGGAGCGACACAGAGGAGGGCAUGCUUAAACGGAAGCAGAGAAGAUACAGGACUACCUUCACCAGCUAUCAGCUGGAGGAGCUGGAGAGGGCCUUCCAGAAGACACACUACCCCGAUGUGUUCACCAGAGAGGAGCUCGCGAUGAGGCUGGAUCUUACAGAAGCGCGCGUACAAGUUUGGUUUCAGAACCGAAGGGCAAAGUGGAGGAAACGGGAGAAGGCAGGUGUCCAGGCUCACCCCACAGGCCUGCCCUUUCCAGGGCCACUGGCAGGCGCUCACCCUCUAAGUCACUACCUUGAAGGAGGGCCCUUCCCACCUCACCCGGCUUUGGAAUCAGCAUGGACCGCUGCUGCAUUCCCAGGCCUGGCCCCACCACACAACAGCUCUGCCCUCCCUCCUGCCACACCCCUCGGCCUAGGAACCUUCCUGGGCACAUCAAUGUUCAGGCAUCCAGCGUUCAUUGGACCCACAUUUGGCAGACUUUUCUCAAGUAUGGGUCCUCUGACUAGUGCUUCCAUGGCCGCUGCUCUCCUGCGGCAAACUGUUCCGCCAGUGGAGAGUCCAGUGCAGCCACCCACAACUCUGCCAGAACCUUCUUCCUCCUCAUCGUCUAUGGCCGCAGACCGCAGGGCAUCUAGCAUUGCAGCGCUGCGUCUCAAAGCAAAAGAACAUUCAGCCCAGUUGACCCAACUAAACAUCCUGCCAUCUAGCACUGCAGGGAAGGAAGUGUGCUGAUCCUUCUCCUUAAAACAAAAUAAAAAAAUAAAAGAAACCAUCUCAACAAAAAGCAUGACCAAAACCAUAUAGCACUAGCACAUUGGAGACUCGUCCGACAUUGGAGUCAACGCAUUAUCAGUGACUCCCACUGGACAAUCUCACCUAAUUUCACACAGUAAUCCAAACAUAUUUACCCCCUGUUUAAAAAUCCUCACUACUCCUGAGCAUAGAGCGAAAUGAGAGUGUAAUAGGCACCUCAGAGGGUAAGUUAGGCAGACAGUGCUUGGUAGGGUCAUUAAAUCAAUCCAGUCUUUUGGGUCAAGAGGAAGUGCUGUAAAAUAUAUUUUACACAUCCACAGAGAAGAAUCACUGGAACAACACUGCAGUACAGAACUCAAUCUCUUCCUAGUCUUCUCUCAUUGCUGAAGCAGGGUUGGGUCAAAUAUGCCAAAGGGAACUGUCACAACCUGCGACCCGAACCUGACUUUUACCAAUCCUGAAGCACACGCAUUCUCUCAUGUUUGGCCUUAAUAAUGGCAAAUCAACUUCUGAAAAUUAAUACUUAGCUUUAUUUUCUGUUUGUUUCCAACAAUUAUGUUAAAUGUGAUAUUUAGGAGAAAAUAAUGAAAAAAGAAAUGCAUUGUUUAAAGGAUGAAUAAUGUGAAAAUGUUCAACUUUAGCUUGUUUACUGAUCUGUUAAGGAUAUAGAGCUCUGUUUAAAAAGAAUGAAAGGGGGAGAAAAUGAUAAGGACAAAGGUUUAUUUGAAAACAUGUUUUGAGAAUAUGCUCUCGGAGUAGUACUGUAGAAAUUGCUUCGAGUAGAUUCACUUUAUGUUCGUUUGAUUAAAGUUUUAGAUUAUUAUUUAUGUAUACCCGGUAGAGAGCUUGGAAUCCAAGC